UGCCUGCCGGCGCCCCCUGGCGGGGGCCGGCGCCUCCCGCCGCGCCGGCAUGGAGCGGGGCAGCGCGGCGGCCGGCAGCGGGGCGGCCCCGGCCCCGGCCGAGGAGGGCGAGGGCUGCGCGGGCCUGUGGGAGCUGCCGGUGGAGCGCUGCGAGAGGCGGCCGGAGUGCGGGCGCUGCAGCCGUCCUCAGAAGGUGUGUUUAUGUCCGUUCCUGCCAAUACAUCCUCUGAAGGUCUCCAUCUGCUUGUAUAUAAUUCAGCAUCCAGCAGAGGAAAGUCGGGUGUUAAGGACGGUACCUUUGCUAGCAGCUUGUCUCCCUCCAGACAAAUGUAAAAUUUUGGUUGGUCGACGUUUUAGUGAAGACAGGUAUCCUGAAUUAGCAACUGUGUGCAGAAAUCCCAAUACUCUAAUUCUGUAUCCUGGAGCUGAAGCAACCAAUUUGGAAGAAGUUGCAGUGAUGUCUUCUAGUCCAUCUGUUAUGAUCAUCAUUGAUGGAACAUGGAGUCAGGCUAAAGAUAUAUUUUAUAAAAAUUCUCUAUUCCGGCUUCCCAAGCAGGUGCAGUUAAAAACCAACAUUUCAAGUCAAUAUGUAAUUCGUACACAGCCAACAAACACCUGUCUGUCUACACUUGAAUGUGCAGCUGUUGCUCUUACUAUCAUGGAAAAAAAUACGAUUAUACAAGAGACUAUACUCCGUCCACUUCAAGCCUUAUGCUCUUUCCAGCUUCAGCAUGGUGCCCAGAUCCAUCACAGCAAGGAGCAUCUUCUCAAGAACGGCUUAUAUGACAAGCCAAUGCCAAAGAAUAAGCGUAAACUCAGAAGAAUGGAGCUUUUGGUGAAUAAUGUUAAAAUAUAGAAAAGCUGUACUGACAGUACAGUACGAUUUAUUUGCAGCUAGCAAAUGAAUAUGAAUCUGGAUUUGAUCCAAAUGGUUGACUGUACUGUAAUAAAACAAUUUUUAGGUCCUUCAUAGCCAGGAGUUUAUCUACCAACGUGGCAAACAGUAAUGGACAAGCUUUUUCACUUUUACAGUAGGCCAGGUGCCUUUGUUCAGAUGAUAAAAGAUCAUUCUCUUUUCCUAUAGAAAAGAAGAAGAAAACAGCAUAAUUUAGAGUUACAUUAUCUCUUGGGUGACAAGUAUGAUCCUCAAUCUGACUGGAUAAAUUUACUUUGGAAAAGCUUUUAUCAGUACGAAAAGACAAGGAAUAUGAAUGUGAUAGAAUGGUAAGGCUUCAGCAUUUAGAAGCAUAUUGAAUUUCUGCUGAGCAUUUUAACUUCAGUAUCUAAUUAUAGUAGAUUUUCAAACUGUAGUUCCUUGUAUUUCUUAGUUCAGAUGAACAUAAGGCAAGUUAUUUGGAUAGUCCUUUGUAACUUUGAUAUUUUUAUUUCUUACAUUAUUAGAAUUCCUUUUCAUAAAUUUAUAUGCAUUUUACAAUGCAGUUGGGUUUAAUUUGUCUCUUAGACUUAAUUUUUAAAUUAAACCCGCAUAUGUUUUUACCAGAACCUGAACACUUCUGACUUAAAAAAACAAAAGUGAAUGUAGAUAAAUGAUUUUUGGAAUUGUAACUCAGAUGUCAUCUUCCGCAGAAGGUGACAUUUUAUGGGUAUGGAUAUGUCAUACCCACACCCUGACAUGCAGUGGUUAUGAUUCUAAAGGAAUUAAGCAAUCCCAGUGUAAACAGCUCUGUAAGAACUAUUAUGCAAUGACAAAUUAUUAUGUCUGGAUACAACCUACUAACAUGAUUGCACAUCCAUUAUAUUUCAUGUGUUUUUUAAUUAGUUCUCUUCUAACUGAUAUAACUGUACCUCUUUCUAAUGGGAAUUGCUAGAAGCAGAAGAGUUGGAUAUUUUUAGAACCUUUGUGAUUUUAUGAUCUGGAGGGAAAAAAAUAAAAUAAAGGUUUUGAUGUUCCUUU
Molecule: messenger RNA, 1915 nt
Organism: Falco peregrinus (peregrine falcon)
Lineage: Eukaryota; Metazoa; Chordata; Aves; Falconiformes; Falconidae
Gene: DTWD2
Product: DTW domain containing 2
Exons: 6
Coding region: 50-856 (268 amino acids)
Source: RefSeq, a predicted model, not a curated record